Molecule: messenger RNA, 1331 nt
Organism: Daldinia vernicosa
Lineage: Eukaryota; Fungi; Ascomycota; Sordariomycetes; Xylariales; Hypoxylaceae
Exons: 1
Coding region: 207-1130 (307 amino acids)
Source: RefSeq, a predicted model, not a curated record
UUACCAAAAUGGGUUUCUUAUAAUUUUAUAUGCGAAGAUUACAACAAAUGAAUCAUGAAAUUAAAUAAAUAGCUAUAUAACUGGUGGCUGAACCCCUUUUCUAAGCCAUUCUAACCUAUUCCUAAUCAUGUAUUCUCAUCCAAACCUGCUUAAAACAAAGCAAUCUCACCAAACCUUAAAACACCCUUUUGUAUGCAAGCCUUUAUAUGCACCUAAGUCGCUUACAGAAGAGCAGCGGCGACAGCGGCGGCGACCACGAAUCCGAAACCACGCUCUACGUGAGCAGCUGCCGCGGUCGGGAUUGUAGGAUAGCCGGUGGUGGUGGUGGAAGACUGGGCCGGAGGAGAAACGGGGCUACCAGUGCCGACAGAGGACUGAGGUACCUCAGUGCUGACGCUGGGCACAAUGGUAGGGUACGGCACCGGGGUGAUGACGGAAGUAAUCAAGCUGCUGGGGCCGGUCGGGUAUCCAGUGGGGAAAGGCGUGGAGGUGAAAGUCGGGAAGGGCGAGAAAGACUUGGUCGGGUACGGGGUGAGAGUCACAGUCGGGUAAGGAGUGAAAGUCUCGCUUGGGGAAGGAGUCUCACCCGGAGUCUCAACCGGACCGGUAGGGUAGGGAGUUUCACCGGGGGUCUCAACCGGGCUAGUGGCGGAGGGAGUCUCGCCGGGUGUUUCGACCGGACUGGUAGGGUAAGGUGUCUCACCAGGGGUCUCAACUGGGCUGGUUUCGGCUGGGCCAGUAGGAGAAGGGGUCUCUCCAGGGGUCUCAAUUGGGCCUGUAGCAGAGGGGGUUUCGCCCGGAGUCUCAACCGGGCUAGUGGGGGAGGGAGUCUCGCCAGGGGUCUCGACGGGACCAGUGGGGUAAGGGGUGAGAGUCUUGGUAACGGUAGGAAUCUCAGUCUCGGUCACAGGGCAGAUGGUGGUACCAACAGAGAUAGUCUCAGUGGUAGUAUGCGGCUGACCAGGCUUGCCGGGGCAGUUGGUAACCUCAGGUCCGCAAGAAGUGAUAGUGCGGGUAGCGGUAGAGUAGAUGGUCGAGGUGGAGUACUUCGUAGUAGGGACAGAUGUAGGGUAUCCAGGAGCAGUGGGGGUGGAAGAAGGGUAUCCCUCGGUCGCGCUGGUGGUCGGUAGCUCCCCGGAUGUGUUGGAGGUGGGAUAUCCGGGAGCAGUGGGGCUGGAAGACGGAUAUCCCUCAGUUGCGCUGGUGGUCGGUUGCACCUCAGUUGCGCUGGUUGUCGGUUGCACUUCGGAUGUGCUGGAGAUGGGAUAUCCAGGAGCGGUGGGGCUGGAAGACGGGGAUCCUUCGGUUGCGCUGGUGGUCGGUAGCUCCCC